This is a messenger RNA of Fraxinus pennsylvanica, 3300 nucleotides long. Lineage: Eukaryota; Viridiplantae; Streptophyta; Magnoliopsida; Lamiales; Oleaceae. The record is from the annotation of a GenBank genome assembly.
AUGGCGUUUGUAUACAUACCAGUGCAGAACUCCGAGGAGGAGGUGCGAGUGGCACUGGACCAGCUGCCCCGCGACGCCACAGACAUCCUCGAUAUUCUCAAGGCCGAGCAGGCUCCUCUCGACCUCUGGCUCAUUAUUGCCAGGGAGUACUUCAAACAAGGUAAAAUUGAACAGUUUCGACAAAUAUUGGAAGAAGGGUCUAGCCCAGAAAUCGACGAAUAUUAUGCAGAUGUGAGAUAUGAGAGGAUUGCCAUUCUAAAUGCUUUGGGGGCAUAUUACAGCUAUCUUGGCAAAAUAGAGACAAAACAAAGAGAAAAGGAAGAGCAUUAUAUUAUGGCGACACAGUACUAUAACAAGGCAUCAAGAAUUGACAUGCAUGAACCUUCAACUUGGAUUGGGAAAGGUCAGCUUUUACUGGCCAAGGGUGAUGUUGAACAAGCAUUUAACGCUUUCAAGAUUGUACUGGAUGGAGACCGGGAUAACGUUCCAGCUCUUCUUGGUCAGGCUUGUUUCCACUUUAGCCGUGGUCGAUAUAGUGAUUCAUUGGAGUUGUAUAAGAGGGCCUUGCAAGUGUAUCCUCGGUGUCCCGCAGCUGUAAGACUUGGAAUAGCUCUCUGUCACUACAAAUUGGGUCAUCUUGAAAAGGCAAAACAAGCAUUUCGUCGUGUUUUACAGGCAAAUCCAGAAAAUGUUGAGGCUCUUGUGGCACUGGGAAUUUCAGAUCUGCAAACUAAUGAAGCUUCUACUAUCAGAAGUGGAAUGGAAAAGAUGCAGAUGGCUUUCGAGAUAUAUCCAUACUGUGCCAUGUCACUGAAUUAUCUGGCAAAUCAUUUCUUCUUUACUGGUCAACAUUUCCUCGUUGAGCAACUGACUGAAACUGCACUUGCUGUAACUACACAUGGCCCAACAAAGUCACAUUCUUACUACAAUUUAGCUCGAUCUUACCAUAGCAAGGGGGACUAUGAAAAGGCUGGAAUGUAUUAUAUGGCGUCCGUAAAAGAAAGCAAUAAGCCUCAUGAAUUUAUCUUGCCUUACUAUGGUUUGGGGCAGGUUCAAAUGAAAUUGGGAGACCUGAGAAGUGCCUUGUCAAAUUUCGAGAAAGUCUUGGAGGUUCAACCAGAAAAUUGCGAGACAUUGAAGGCUCUUGGACACAUAUAUUUUCAACUUGGGCAAAACGAGAAGGCCCAAGAACAUUUUAAGAAAGCUACCAAAGUCGAUCCUCGAGAUCCUCAGGCAUUUCUGGAUCUGGGAGAGCUGUUGGUGUCAACAGAUGAUUGUGCUGCUCUAGAUGCCUUCAAGACAGCUCGUAAUCUUCUGAAAAAGGGAAAUGAGGAAGUACCAAUAGAGCUGCUCAACAAUAUUGGGGCUCUCCAUUUUGACAAGGAAGAGCUUGAGCUUGCUGGUGAAGCCUUUAUGGAAGCUCUGGGAGAUGGCUUAUGGCGUAACUUUGUUGAUGCUAAAGCACAAUCCAGUUUUAAAAAUGUGGACCAAUCAGAUGUCAGUGAAGAAAGAUUAAGUCCUAGUCGCAAAGUCCAGUCCAUCUUAAUAAAUAGUGCACUAUAUCCAAUUGAUGCCAGCUCAUCUCUCCAUCAACCCAGGGACUUUCAAUUAUUUCAUCGACUUGAGGAACAGGGUACAUCUGUCGAACUUCCUUGGAAUAAAGUUUCAACACUGUUUAAUUUUGCCAGAGUAUUGGAGCAGAUGCAUGACACCGAAACGGCUAGCAUCUUUUAUCGUCUAAUACUAUUUAAGUAUCCGGACUAUACAGAUGCUUAUCUGAGGCUCGCUGCCAUUGCAAAAGCUCGAAAUAAUAUUCAACUCAGUAUUGAACUGAUUGGUGAUGCUCUGAAGGUGGAUGACAAGUGCCAAGAUGCUUUGCUAAUGCUCGGUGACUUGGAGCUUAAGAAUGAUGACUGGGUCAAGGCAAAGGAAACUUUCCGGGCUGCUAAAGAUGCAACUGAUGGGACAGAUUCUUAUGCUGCAGUUUGUUUGGGAAAUUGGAACUGCUUUGCAGCCAUUCGCAAUGAGAAAAGAGCUCCUAAGUUGGAAGCUACACAUUUAGAGAAGGCUAAGGAACUGUACACAAAAGUUCUGCAACAGAAUCCAGCUAACCUCUAUGCAGCAAAUGGGGCUGGUGUGGUAUUGGCAGAAAAAGGUCAAUUUGAUAUAGCUAAGGAUCUUUUUACGCAGGUACAAGAAGCUGCAAGUGGAAGCUUUAAUGUCCAGAUGCCAGAUAUCUGGAUUAACCUGGCUCAUGUUCACUUUGCUCAAGGCAAUUUUGCAUUGGCUGUGAAAAUGUAUCAAAACUGUUUGCGAAAGUUCUAUUUUAAUACCGACAGUCAAGUGCUUCUCUACUUAGCACGCACGCAUUACGAAGCUGAGCAGUGGGAAGACUGCAAAAAGACUUUACUAAGAGCCAUUCACUUGGCUCCUUCAAAUUACACAUUUCGGUUUGAUGUAGGAGUUGCAAUGCAGAAAUUCUCAGCAUCGACUCUUCAAAAGACUAAAAGAACUGUGGAUGAGGUGCGAGCAACUGUGGCGGAGCUUAAGAAUGCUGUCCGUUUGUUCAGCCUGCUGUCUUCAGCCUCUAAUCUUCAUUUUCAUGGAUUCGACGAGACGAAAAUUGGAACUCAUGUUGGAUAUUGCCAGCACUUGCUUGAUGCGGCAAAAGUUCAUUGUGAGCUUGCUGAGCGAGAAGAGCAAAAAAAUCAGGAAAGGCUAAAAGUUAUGCAACAGAUGGAGUUGGCUGAUGAAUCCCGCAGGAAGGCAGAAGAGCAAAGAAAGUUUCAGUUGGAGAAAAGGAAGCAAGAGGAUGAACUGAAGCAAGUUAUGCAACAAGAGAAGCAUUUAGAGCGUAUCAAGGAACAAUGGAAGAGUAGCAUUUCUGCUUCUAAGCGCAAGGAUAGGUCCCAAACUGAAGAGGAGGAGAGUGGGCAUGGUGAGAAAAGGAGGAGAAAAGGUGGAAAGCGCAAGAAGAAGGAGAAGACGUCACAUUAUGAAUCAGAAGAAGUAGAAGCUGACAUGGAGAAUCAGGAUGACGUGGAAUAUGAAGAUGCCAAUACGAAUUACAGAGAGGUACCCGAUGAUCAAGUAGAAAACAAUCCUCAAGAUCUUCUUGCAGCAGCUGGCCUUGAAGAUUCUGAUGCUGAGGAUGAUACUGCUGCACCUCCCUCAAAUGUGAUUCGAGGGAGACGAGCUUGGUCGGAGUCGGAUGAAGAAGAGCCAUUGCAGAGGCAUUCGGAGCCUGAUCAUGUCAUGGAUAUGCAGGAAAGUGAUGCAGAAGGUGCCUCUGACGACUAA